AUGACUGCUUGUAAUUUUGCUUGGUUUUGUAUGGCAAGUAAUAUAUUUUUUAAAUUAUUGUUUAGCUUGUCCUGAAUCUUAAUAUAAUUAUAUAUUCUUAAUUGAAAUUGCAUUUAAGAUAGCUAUAUAAAUAGCUGAAAUCAUUUUCAUUUGUGUUUCCUUUGAUAUUUUUUUAUUAAAAAAGACUUUUUAUUAAAAUGUUUAUGAUAAUAGAUUUGUUUCAGAUCCUGUUAGUGAUUCCUUUUUCACAAAUCUAGAAAUAUAGAUUUAACUAGCAAAUUGA
Molecule: messenger RNA, 283 nt
Organism: Paramecium sonneborni
Lineage: Eukaryota; Ciliophora; Oligohymenophorea; Peniculida; Parameciidae
Source: the annotation of a GenBank genome assembly